UGCAAAGGUUGAUCCUUGAAUUAUUUCUGACUCGCACUUGAUUAUUGGGACUGUCUAAAUCUUAGCUCCGACUCGCAAUUUCGCCAUAAUCAGUUUCAUCACUUGCUUUUGAAAGUCAGCAGAGGUAAACGUACAAUGGCGAAGGGCGCAUCUGGAUCGCAGGCAGCUACCUUAGUACCACGCGCUGGUGGUGGUGCCAGCACAGGUGGCAGCGCAGCAGCCCGAGCUCCUCCAACUGCAGCUGGUCUGAGGAAAAGGACAACUCGAUCAACUGGCAGUGGAGCUGGGAGACAAAGCGGUGCUGGGGGAGGCCUCAACUUCUACACUGAUGAUACCCCAGGGCUCAAGAUGUCCCCGGUGGUGGUGGUGUUCAUCAGCGUGGGCUUCAUUAUCUUUGUGACAGUGCUCCACAUUGUGGGCAAGCUGCGCGGAGUGUGAGUGGCCAGAUGGAAGGUCAAGGCCUUAGCGCCAGGACCGUCAAUGGCUCAAAGCGGGGGAAGCAGGGAAGUUGUGACGGAUUCCCUGCUUGGGACGGGCGUGUGCGUUGAUCUGUACUAAUUGGCACUCUUGAAGACCCAAAUUCACUGCACUGAGUGAAAUUGCCCUGAAGCAAUGACAGGGCAGGAGGAGUGUUGGGCUUAUGAGGCAGUGUGUGGCUGCAAUGGACCCCCCUACGGUACCGUAGGGGACCGUAGAGGACCGGUCCUGAUGCGAGCAUGCUUGGAAAACAUAGAAACACUGCAGCGAUUGCACUUGUAAAUGCAGUUGGUGGUGGU
Coccomyxa subellipsoidea C-169 is the source of this 776-nucleotide messenger RNA. RefSeq lists its product as hypothetical. Bases 136 to 438 code for a protein of 100 amino acids. Gene Ontology annotation, biological process: intracellular protein transport. Gene Ontology annotation, cellular component: Sec61 translocon complex. The transcript has 4 exons. The record is from RefSeq and is a predicted model, not a curated record. Lineage: Eukaryota; Viridiplantae; Chlorophyta; Trebouxiophyceae; Coccomyxaceae.